CAACAACAAACAACAAACAACAACAAUAAACAGCAUAACAAUCUCCAAUAACAGAUAAACGAAUAAAUACAAAAAAAUCGCCAAGCAAAUCCAAAUAAAUAUAAAAAAACCGCAACAAAAAACUCGAAAACUGAAAACUGAAAAAAGAAAAUAAAACAAACCAUCACUUCAUCUCCUACUUGAACGACUCUCUGACUCGACACUCGAUUGAAACAAAAAAAAAAGUAACACCAGAGCUCAUAUCCAAUCCCCACACAUCCUGUGCUAAGAGUCCUGUCCCAAAAGCCUCAAGAAAUUACCAAAAAAACAAAAACAAACACAACAACAAAUCAUCAAAAAAAAAAACUAAUCCAAACGGGCCAAGAAAAGUAAUUAAACAAACGACAACAACAAAAAAGUGCACAAAAAACCUUUAACAAAAAAAAAAACCAAAAACUGAAUCAGCUGAGAUAUUUUUUAAUCAAGAUUUGUUGCCAAUAAAAUCUGUCAUCAUUGCCGCGUUAACAGAAACCACGGCGUCAGCAGCGAUUGCAGCGCUAAGUAUCAGCAGCAGCUCUCAAGCAUCGCUAGCCGUUAACGCCUCCACGACCACGCCCCUAGCGAACGCACCGCCGGUGGCAACUCCAUCAGCGACUGCGUCAGCGUCUCCAGCAGCAGCAGCAGCAGCAGCGGCAGCGGCAGUUGGAGUCCCUGCCACCACACCAGCAGCGGCAGCAGCAGCGGCAGCAGCAGUGUCGCCGCUAACGGUAAAGAGCGAAAUCGCCACAUCCGAUUCAGCAGCCGAGUCCGAGUCCUCCCCUAUACAAGAUUUAAUCAUGCGCGGAAGCGACGAACUUUUGAGUCAAGCAGCAGUCAUGGCGCCCGCUUCCGACAAUAACAAUCAGGACCUGGCCACAAAGAAGGCCAAGCUGGAACCGAGCACCGUGCUGGCCGGCGGAAUUGCCAAGGCCUCGAAAGUCAUCCACUUGCGGAACAUUCCAAACGAGUCCGGCGAAUCGGAUGUGAUCGCUCUGGGCGUGCCGUUCGGUCGCGUCACAAACGUCCUCGUGCUGAAGGGCAAGAACCAGGCGUUCAUCGAGAUGGCCGACGAGAUGGCCGCCACAUCGAUGGUGUCCUGCUACACAGUGAAUCCGCCACAGAUGCGUGGCCGCAUGGUCUACGUCCAGUUCUCCAAUCAUCGCGAGCUCAAAACGGAUCAGAGUCACAAUAACUCGGUGGGGCAGAGCGACUACCGCAUCCAGUCGCCGGCCGGCGGCUCUCCGCUGCCCCUGUGCGCGGCCAAUGCCACCAGCAACAAUGCCAACAACUCCGGCGACAGCAACAGCAGUGCCGUGGGCAUUUUGCAGAACAACACCAGUGCGGUGAAUGCCGGGAACAACACGAACGCGGCCAAUGCCGCCGGCGGACCCAACACCGUGCUCCGGGUGAUUGUCGAGUCGCUGAUGUAUCCGGUCUCGCUGGACAUAUUGCAUCAGAUAUUCCAGCGGUACGGCAAGGUGCUGAAGAUCGUCACCUUCACCAAAAACAAUUCAUUCCAGGCCCUCAUCCAAUAUCCGGACGCCAACUCCGCCCAGCACGCCAAGUCCCUGCUGGACGGACAGAACAUCUACAACGGGUGCUGCACGCUCCGCAUCGACAACAGCAAGCUGACGGCCCUCAACGUGAAGUACAACAACGACAAGUCGCGCGACUUCACGAAUCCGGCGCUGCCGCCGGGCGAGCCGGGCGUCGACCUGAUGCCCACCGCUGGCGGCCUGAUGAACACCAACGAUCUGCUGCUGAUCGCCGCCCGCCAGCGGCCCUCCCUAACAGGUGAUAAAAUAGUCAAUGGAUUGGGUGCUCCCGGUGUCCUGCCACCGUUCGCCCUGGGCCUGGGCACACAGCUGACCGGCGGCUACAGCAACGCCCUGCCCAAUCUGGCCGCCUUCUCGCUGGCCAACAGCGGGGCCCUGCAGACCACCGCGCCGGCCAUGCGCGGCUACUCGAAUGUAUUGCUCGUCUCGAAUUUAAAUGAGGAGAUGGUCACGCCUGAUGCUCUCUUUACCCUCUUUGGUGUAUACGGCGAUGUGCAACGUGUAAAGAUCUUGUACAACAAAAAGGACUCGGCACUCAUACAGAUGGCGGAGCCCCAGCAAGCAUACUUAGCCAUGUCUCACCUUGAUAAAUUACGUUUAUGGGGCAGGCCGAUACGUGUCAUGGCCAGCAAACACCAGGCCGUGCAGCUGCCGAAGGAGGGACAGCCGGACGCGGGCCUGACACGUGACUACUCGCAGAAUCCGCUGCACCGCUUCAAGAAGCCCGGCAGCAAGAACUACCAGAACAUCUAUCCGCCAUCGGCGACACUGCAUUUAAGUAACAUUCCCUCAUCCUGCUCCGAGGAUGACAUCAAAGAAGCCUUCACCUCAAACAGUUUCGAAGUCAAAGCAUUCAAGUUUUUCCCCAAGGACCGCAAAAUGGCGCUGCUGCAGCUGUCGUCCGUGGAGGAGGCCGUCCUGGCACUAAUCAAAAUGCACAACCACCAGCUGUCCGAGUCCAACCAUUUGCGCGUGAGCUUCUCCAAGUCGAACAUCUAGAAUCCGAUUCGAGGUCAGGUUUACUGAACCUGACUGGGUGCCGGCAGCAGCUAUGUGCACCACCAACACCACCAACACCACCACCACCACCAC
Drosophila pseudoobscura is the source of this 2666-nucleotide messenger RNA. It is a transcript of the gene heph, whose product is annotated as polypyrimidine tract-binding protein 1 heph. The record is from RefSeq and is a predicted model, not a curated record. Gene Ontology annotation, molecular function: mRNA binding. The transcript is spliced from 12 exons. NCBI's taxonomy places the organism in Eukaryota, Metazoa, Arthropoda, Insecta, Diptera, Drosophilidae. Bases 816 to 2573 code for a protein of 585 amino acids. Gene Ontology annotation, biological process: mRNA processing; regulation of RNA splicing. Gene Ontology annotation, cellular component: nucleus.